This is a messenger RNA of Aspergillus mulundensis, 972 nucleotides long. RefSeq names its product Inorganic pyrophosphatase. Gene Ontology annotation, cellular component: nucleus; cytoplasm. Gene Ontology annotation, molecular function: inorganic diphosphate phosphatase activity; magnesium ion binding. Bases 1 to 972 code for a protein of 323 amino acids. The record is from RefSeq and is a predicted model, not a curated record. Gene Ontology annotation, biological process: phosphate-containing compound metabolic process. The transcript has 4 exons. Lineage: Eukaryota; Fungi; Ascomycota; Eurotiomycetes; Eurotiales; Aspergillaceae.
AUGAUCACCAAGAGCUUCGUCUGGGGCAUACUGCCCGUCCUCGCCGCAGCCGCCAACUCAACCUUCGACUACAACGCCCUCAGCCUCCGAACCGUCGGCGCCCGCAACACAUUAGACUGGCGCAUCUGGCUCGAACACCACAACGAGCCCAUCUCCUUCUGGCACGACAUCCCCCUCCACCCCUCCCAAGACAAGCAGAUAAUAAACUUCAUCGUCGAGAUCCCCCGCCACACCGACGGCAAGAUCGAGAUCGCGCGCUCCGAGCCCCUGAACCCGAUCUUCCACGACGCCCGCGACGGCCGUCCCCGCUACGUCGAGAGCGUCUGGCCGCACAAGUCGUAUCCCUUCGUGUACGGCUCCAUCCCGCAGACCUGGGAGAGCCCGAACUUCAACCAUAGCUUUACGGAUGCGCCGGGGGACAAUGACCCCGUUGACCUGUUUGAUAUCGGGCAGGAUCCUGGGUUCGUUGGGCAGGUGAAGCGGGUUAAGGUUCUGGGGGCGCUGGCGCUGAGGGAUGGCGGGGAGACGGAUUGGAAGGUCCUUGGGAUUGACGUUGAUGAUCCGAUUGCGUCGUUGGUCGAUGACUUCAACGAUGUCGACAAGUACCGCCCCGGUCUAAUUGAUUCCUACCGCGACUGGUUCACUUACUACAAAGUCCCACGCGGCGACGCCCUAAUCCCCAUCGUCAACAACACCUACGUAAACGCCACCUUCGCAACGUCCAUCAUCGCGCAAAGCCACACCUACUGGCUCGACCUGGUCAAGGGAGCCGUCGACUCCAACGAAAUCAACUACAACCAGACAUCCCGCCCGGAUAUCCCGGGCAGCUUUGUCUCCAGGUACAAUGCCACCGCGCACCUGGGGCUUCCGGCGCAGUCGGAUGAGUUGCCGGCGCAGCCGAAGCUUGAACGGUAUGAGCAGUGGUUUUAUCUUGAUGGGGGGUAUGGGGUUAUUGGGGAGAAUGUUGUUUGA